UCGGCUUUCUCUCAAGGGUCAAGGGAGGCUGGAAGUUGGCUGGGGCUGCUACAUAGUCGAGACCAACCACAACCAGAUCGACUGCAACAACUACAAACUAAAAAACAAACAAACGAACAAACACCGUUUUACUGUCGACGGGUGGAUCCGAUUGAUUAUCAAUGGAGAAUUUCUCACAUCUUGGAGGCGCGAGUGAGUAUAGCUACAACCCAGCCAACGAUGACGACGACAGCUUGUCCCUUGUCUCUGGGAGCACGAGGGCCGCUAGCCAAACGAACCGACACCAAGUCGAGGGAGACGGUCAAUCGACGAUCGAUGAUAUUAACUUCGACGAGCUGAGUCUAUUGGAUGCGAAUCCGGAACCGAGUCGGAACCGUCAUCAAGCCAACAAUAACUCAUCUAAUUAUGAUCAUCAAUCGCAUUCCGACUCGGCUACCGAGCAAUCCUCCAAAUUCAACCAGGCCGAGAAUGAGGCUGAUUUCGAAGAUGUCCUGGACGACCUCAAUCGAGAACUACCCAAUCAUGCCUGUGCUUACUGUGGAAUUCAUUCCCCUUCAUCGGUCGUCAAGUGUUUGAUAUGCUCCAAAUGGUUCUGUAACUCGCGCGGAGGUCCGGGCGCUCACUCGACUGGCUCUCACAUCGUCAACCAUCUUGUCAGGGCAAAACAUAAGGAAGUCACCCUUCAUGAGGAUGGUCCGUUAGGUGAGACCACACCGGAAUGCUACAACUGUGGCUCCAAGAACGUCUUCACCCUCGGCUUCAUCCCCGCCAAGUCAGACACAGUGGUCGUGUUACUCUGUCGCCAGCCAUGUGCCUCCACACCUUCGUCAAAGAGCGAUCUGGUCUGGGAUACUUCCCAAUGGUCCCCACUGAUCGAGGACCGUCAGUUCCUCUCCUGGCUCGUCAAGGUCCCAGACGAGCAGGAAGUCGUCCGCUCCAAGCCGGUCGGCUUCCGCGAAAUCACCAGGCUCGAGGAGAUGUGGAAGGAGAACGCGACGGCUACCUUGGAUGACUUGGAACGGGACGGCGCCCUGGGCGAAGGAGAACCUCAGCCAAUCCUCUUGAGAUAUGAAGACGCUUAUCAAUACCAAAAUAUCUUCGGUCCACUCGUCAAGAUCGAAAGUGAUUACGAUCGAAAGUUGAAGGAAAGUCUUACCCAAAAUGAUGUGACGGUUCGAUGGGACAUGGGUCUCAAUCAGAAAAGGAUUGCAUACUUUUAUCUUCCUAAACUUGAAAGUGGGGAAGUCAGAUUGGCUGUUGGCGAUGAGUUACGUUUGAAAUAUGCUGGAGAACUUCAAAAGGCCUGGGAGGGCCCUGGGCAUGUAAUCAAAGUUCCCAACAAUCAAUCUGAUGAAGUAGCGCUGGAGUUGCGACGAAAUGAUGGUGUACCGCACGAGUUGACUGUCAACUUUUCGGUUGAUUUUGUUUGGAAAUCAACUUCAUUUGAUCGAAUGCAAAUGGCCAUGAAGACGUUUGCAGUUGAUGAUCAAAGUGUCAGCGGAUACAUUUACCGUAAGUUGCUAGGACAUGAAACUCCCGUUCCCCAAGUGCUCAGGACGCAGAUGCCCAAACGGGUUUCGGCUCCAAACCUUCCUGAGCUCAAUCAUUCACAAGUUAGUGCUGUGAAGAGUGUGCUACAAAAGCCUUUGAGUUUGGUCCAAGGACCCCCAGGGACAGGCAAGACCGUCACCUCAGCUUCGGUGGUCUAUCAUUUGAGCAAGAUGAAUCCGGGUCAAGUGUUGGUCUGUGCGCCCUCGAACGUUGCAGUGGAUCAAUUAACUGAAAAGAUCCAUCUGACCGGCCUCAAAGUCGUCAGAGUCCAAGCCAAAUCCCGAGAAGCAAUCGAUAGCUCCGUCCAAUAUCUCACCCUUCAUCAACAAGUGGCUAAUAAUGAUACUCAUCCUGACCUUCAAAAACUCAUUCAACUUAAGGCUGAGCAGGGCGAAUUGAGUAGCACUGAUGAGCGGAGAUACAAAUCUCUGACACGCUUGUGUGAACGUGAGAUCUUGACCAACGCCGAUGUCAUUCUCUGUACUUGUGUGGGCGCAGGUGAUCCCAGAUUGGCCAAGAUGAAAUUCCGAACAGUGUUGAUAGAUGAAGCAACUCAAGCGACUGAACCAGAAUGCAUGAUCCCACUGACUCUAGGUGUCAAACAAGUUGUCUUUGUCGGCGAUCAUCAACAACUUGGACCGACGAUCAUGAACAAAAAGGCGGCGAGGGCUGGGUUGACUCAGUCGAUGUUUGAACGCUUAGUCCUGUUGGGCAAUCGGCCGAUCAGGUUACAAGUGCAAUAUCGAAUGCACCCCUGUCUUUCGGAGUUUCCAUCGAACAUGUUCUAUGAAGGUUCCUUACAGAAUGGAGUCACUGCGCCGGAACGGAUCAAGAAAAAUGUGGACUUCCCCUGGCCCCAGCCAACCACGCCGAUGUGUUUCCAUUGCAAUCUGGGCCAGGAAGAGAUCUCGUCCUCUGGGACCUCGUUCCUCAACCGAACCGAGGCCUCGAACGUCGAGAAGGUCGUCACCCGAUUCUUCAAGGCCGGCGUCCUUCCCAGUCAGAUCGGCAUCGUCACCCCUUACGAGGGCCAACGCUCAUAUAUCGUCACUUAUAUGCAGACUAAUGGGACGUUGAAGAAGGACCUCUAUAAGGAUAUCGAGGUUGCUAGUGUCGACGCCUUCCAAGGGCGUGAAAAAGAUUAUAUUAUCCUCAGUUGCGUUCGGAGUAACGAUCAUCAAGGCAUUGGUUUCCUCAAUGAUCCGAGACGACUUAACGUUGCGCUCACUAGAGCUAAGUAUGGAGUAGUGGUUCUAGGAAAUCCCAAAGUCUUGAGCAAACAUGCGCUUUGGCAUUUCCUUCUCACUGCUUACAAGGAAAAAUCUUGCUUGGUUGAAGGCCCAUUGAACAAUCUACAAGCUAGUUUGGUCCAGCUGUCUAAGCCCAGGAAACCACUCGAUCGGGCUGAUCUUCCUGUCAAUCGUUUCGAGCCUAACCCGCGCGAGCUUCCUAAUCUCAGCUACAGCAGGAAUGGUCGUGACAGUACACCGACUCGAUUUGAUCAAUCGUUUUAUAAGACCGUUGACUCCUUUUCGAUUCCAUCGGAUGCACAAUCGGUGCGAUCUCAAGCCACAUAUGCAUCGGGACUGCCGCCCUUCAGUCUACCGAUCUCACGAAGCAUGGGAUACCCGAAUGGGAGCAAACGAGGCGGAGGAGGGGGUAUGGGGAGUGUCGUGGGGGUUGGCGGGAGCAGCUAUGCCUCGUCGAUGAUCUCGCAGGACUUCCAGUCCCAAGAUUCGCGGAGUAUGAGGGGAGGAGGGGACGAUGCGAGUUCGGUUGCGGAGAGCAUGACGGACAGCGUGGCGGCCUAUUCGCAGGCCGAUCGGCUGUUGGCCGGCCGCAGUCGGAACGACCGCACCGGCUUGGACUAUCGGGGGCCAGGCGUCUCCGGCUUGUCUUCUGCAACCGUCGCCGGCGCGGGAGGUAAGAACUUUCGGGCAGUCGACAACGACGAUGAUGCUCGUAGCUUGAUCUCGAUGCAAAGUAGCUCGAUCACCGAUUUCUGAGCAUCCCGUUUCUAGUCUACCCCUGUGCCCUGCCCCUCCCUCCUCUGAGACCUCCGUCUCCUCUCUCCUCAGACCCCUCGGGUGUCUCCGGCCCCGUCGGGGACCCUCCACAGUCCUCCUGCUCACUCUGAAAGAAGAAUUCAGUGGAUGCCGAUGAUGUUGUUGAUCGAUCUCGUCAUCGAGAGCCGGCCGAGAGUCUCUCAUGUCUUCCGCUCUACUGGCUCGCCCUCCUUGCCUUCUGAUCCCCACCCACACCCCCUGCCACACUUGGCUUCCUUUUACUGUCUUGACUUCAUUAUUAGGAGACUUGGGCUUGUCCUUUUCUCGUUCUUGCAUCCUGUAACAGGGUGCUUUGUUUGUCUUACCACCAUCUGUUCCUGAAUCUCUAACUCGACACAUGACCAAUCAAACAAAACAAGACAGCUAGCUCUUUUAAUUCUCCCUUCCUGCUUGUCUCUCUCUCUCUCAUCUCUAUUCUCUCUUGCUGUGGAGAUGUUCCUUCUGUUUUUUUUUUGGUUUUUGAAAGGUGUCUGGGUUCUCCUGCGUCUCCAAUCAAUCUUUCUUUGCUUUAGUUUUUUUUCUUUUUUUUUUGGUCUGGUGUGGAUGAGUGGUCAAAACGGAGGAAUAGGGGGGGGGGGGUGGAUUAAAGGCUCUUGGAGGUCUAGCUUAUCUGGGAUUGCACAGUCUUCUGUCCUCCUAUAACCCCGUUUUCUUUUCUCCCUUAUAUUCCCUUAUCUGUGUGACUCAUUUCUUUUGACCAUGUUUUUUUUUUUGUUCUAU
Messenger RNA from Puccinia graminis f. sp. tritici CRL 75-36-700-3, 4337 nucleotides. RefSeq lists its product as uncharacterized. The record is from RefSeq and is a predicted model, not a curated record. Gene Ontology annotation, cellular component: cytoplasm. The coding region runs from base 162 to 3557 and encodes 1131 amino acids. The transcript has 8 exons. Gene Ontology annotation, biological process: nuclear-transcribed mRNA catabolic process, nonsense-mediated decay. NCBI's taxonomy places the organism in Eukaryota, Fungi, Basidiomycota, Pucciniomycetes, Pucciniales, Pucciniaceae. Gene Ontology annotation, molecular function: DNA binding; ATP binding; RNA binding.